AUGAACGCGGUCAGUAUUGGGGAGUACCAUGGGCUGCGUGUGGGCUCGGCGCUGCUCAGCAUCGUGUCCGGCUGCAUCAUCAUCGGCGUGUCCAAAGACUGUGACGCGGACGCCGUGGGGGGGAUCUUCCUCGGGGCAGGAGGACUUGGCCUCCUGAUCUCGGUGUAUCCGUUCAUCAAAGCCUGGUUCAACAUCCAUCAUAUUUUACCCAACAUCGGAAACUUUCGAGUGCAUCCAGUGGCUCCAACUCCAGCCCCUGAACAGCCCCCUGACUCCCUCAGAAGAGAAGAGACGCUCGGGCAGCUGGAGCGCUCCAAGAGCCGCAUGGGGACGUUCGCAGAGGCGGGAGCUGCUGCAGCCGAGGGCUCGCAGGACGACGGACCCUCCACAGAUGUCCCGGAUAUUUUGGGCAGGCGUAAAACCAAACUCUCAGACGUGGACCUUCCAUAAACAUCUGAAGCUGAGCACAUUGACUGUUAAAAUAACAAAGAGUUUUUAGUAUAAUAUUAAUUUAAUUCAGGCCUAUAAUUAAUACCUGAGGUCAAAACCAUGUUUUUUAUUAGUUCAUACAAUGAGCUUUGCACUGUACAAUAUGUUACUAGGUUAAACAUUAGGAAAUCUUGGCUAUGAGAUGUUUCAUCCCUCAUGUUGUGUUUCAUCGCCCCAGGUCGUCUCUUAGACUGCAGAUAAAAUGCAAAUGCAACCUUUAUUUAAAAAAAAUAAAAAAUCACAAAUACAUCUCAUUUACAUUUCAGUCAUGAUCGAUAUGCCCAAUCUUGAUGAAAGUUUUAAAACGAAUCAUUUUGAUCUGGACAGAACAAAAUGAUUGAAGACUUUAAUGGCUUUUAAAUGUGUUUAAAUAAAAGUUUAAAACAAAAUGCUUAAUUCUUGCACGUGAGGAAAAUCUGCAUGACU
Clarias gariepinus (North African catfish) is the source of this 915-nucleotide messenger RNA. It is a transcript of the gene kncn, whose product is annotated as kinocilin. The transcript has 5 exons. Lineage: Eukaryota; Metazoa; Chordata; Actinopteri; Siluriformes; Clariidae. Bases 1 to 450 code for a protein of 149 amino acids. The record is from RefSeq and is a predicted model, not a curated record.